AUGACCAGACAACUGUUCCGUCAAUGGUUUUACUCGGAAUUUGUACCCGCAGUUCGGAAAUUUUCGACCGAUAAUGGGCUGAAACCAAAGGCAUUGCUGGUUCUUGACAAUUGCACCAGUCAUUAUGAUGUUGAUGAACUUCUACAAAGCGACGAUGAACUUAUUCAAGUUAUUUACCUUCCGCCGAAUGUGACUGCAGAAUGUCAGCCGAUGGCUCAAGCAGUGAUAAAUGCGAUCAAGCGAAAAUAUAAGAGGAAGUUGAUGCUUGCAUUGAUUCUCGAAAACGAUCACUUGAGCUUCGGAGAACGGUUGAAGAAGAUUACUCUUCAAACGUACAUUUCAUGGUUGGCUACUUCUUGGGAGAAAAUCUCUGACAAAACCAUGCGUAGUUCGUGGAAGAAGCUACUCGACGGUUUGUCAGUUGAUCUCGGUGAGGAAAAUUCGACAGCAGACGAUGACGAUUUUAAAGCACUUGUGUCAAAUAUCGAUAAUCUGGCUGGAACAAAAACAUCGGACCCGGAUAUUGAUAUGUGGAUCAAUGACGAGAUAUACGACGCAGACCUUAACCCAGAUUGGGUUACCAGUGAAGUGUUUACUGACGACGAAAUUGUGUCAUCGGUCCUCGAUAAAGACCAAUCGCAAAUGAACGAAAAUUGGCUAGAAGACACAACGGAGGUAUCUAACACCUUCAAUGAUUCUGAUACAAAUGCAGAAAAUCCAGGUUUUGGUGAUGCAAUCAAAUCUGUUGAUUAUUUGCUUCGCUACAUGAAGCAUGAUCCUGCUGAAAUCUGCCGCUUGAAUGCUCUGCGAUCAAAGAUAAUGGAAGCAGAAUGGCUAAAACGUGCUUUUUGA
This is a messenger RNA of Wyeomyia smithii (pitcher-plant mosquito), 852 nucleotides long. Its product is annotated as jerky protein homolog-like. Gene Ontology annotation, cellular component: nucleus. NCBI's taxonomy places the organism in Eukaryota, Metazoa, Arthropoda, Insecta, Diptera, Culicidae. Bases 1 to 852 code for a protein of 283 amino acids. The record is from RefSeq and is a predicted model, not a curated record. Gene Ontology annotation, molecular function: DNA binding. The transcript has 2 exons.